UCACUCUUUGCAGAACCCAUUUUUGCCUCGCAUAGUAGCAACAACUCGGGAAACCCUACGAAGAACCGCUCUUAUUGAUCUUGUUUAGGGUUUACAAUCUCUACGAUCUCCAAUCAUGCACGCACCAGUACUCGUUCUUAAAGACUCAUUAAAGCGGGAAUCUGGAAGUAAGGUGCACCAUGCUAAUAUCCAAGCAUCAAAGGCUGUGGCUGACAUAAUUCGAACUACUUUGGGUCCACGAUCCAUGUUGAAGAUGUUGCUUGAUGCUGGGGGAGGAAUUGUGGUCACCAAUGAUGGGAAUGCUAUUCUACGUGAGUUGGAUCUUGCCCACCCAGCAGCUAAGUCCAUGAUUGAACUAAGCCGUACACAAGAUGAAGAAGUAGGAGAUGGAACAACAUCUGUCAUUGUUCUUGCUGGUGAGAUGCUACAUGUUGCAGAAGCCUUCAUUGACAAGAACUAUCAUCCUACAGUCAUUUGCCGAGCAUACAAUAAGGCUCUUGAGGAUGCCAUUGCUGUUCUUGAUAGGAUUGCAAUAUCCAUUGAUGUCAAUGAUCGUGCGACAAUGCUGGGGCUGGUUAAAAGUUGUAUAGGCACAAAGUUCACCAGUCAAUUUGGGGACCUAAUUGCAGAUUUAGCUCUUGAUGCAACCACAACGGUUGGGGUUGACCUGGGCCAGGGGUUGCGAGGGGUAGAUAUUAAGAAGUAUAUAAAGGUUGAGAAGGUCCCUGGUGGUCAAUUGGAAGAUUCCAAGGUUCUUAAAGGGGUUAUGAUUAACAAAGAUGUUAUUGCCCCCGGUAAAAUGAGAAGAAGGAUUGUCAAUCCACGCAUUAUUCUUCUUGAUUGCCCUCUUGAAUAUAAGAAAGGAGAAAACCAAACAAAUGCAGAGCUGGCUAAAGAAGAAGAUUGGGGGCUCCUACUGAAGAUGGAGGAAGAAUAUAUUGAGAACAUCUGCAUGCAGAUACUGAAGUUCAAACCUGAUUUAGUAAUCACAGAAAAAGGGCUUAGUGAUCUGGCAUGCCAUUAUUUGAGUAAGGCUGGAGUAAGUGCGAUCAGAAGAUUGAGGAAAACAGACAACAACAGGAUUGCUAAGGCAUGUGGGGCUGUUGUUGUGAACAGACCAGAUGAACUACAAGAGUCCGAUGUUGGCACUGGAGCUGGACUUUUUGAGGUCAAGAAGAUUGGGGAUGAAUUCUUUGCAUUCAUUGUUGAUUGCAAAGAUCCAAAAGCUUGUACUGUUCUUUUAAGAGGUGCCAGUAAGGAUCUCCUGAAUGAAGUUGAAAGAAACCUGCAGGAUGCAAUGUCUGUGGCAAGGAAUAUAAUCAAGAAUCCAAAACUUGUUCCUGGUGGAGGUGCUACAGAGCUGACUGUAUCAGCAACACUGAAGCAGAAGAGUUCAUCUAUUGAAGGCAUUGAAAAGUGGCCCUAUGAAGCUGCUGCAGUAGCUUUUGAGGCUAUUCCACGGACUUUGGCCCAGAACUGUGGGGUGAAUGUGAUUCGCACCAUGACAGCCUUGCAAGGAAAGCAUGCAAAUGGCGAGAAUGCAUGGGUGGGCAUUGAUGGGAAUACAGGAGCGAUUACAGAUAUGAAAGAGCGGAAGAUUUGGGACGCUUACAAUGUGAAGGCACAGACAUUUAAGACAGCAAUUGAAGCUGCUUGCAUGCUCCUCAGAAUUGAUGAUAUUGUAAGUGGAAUUAAGAAGAAGCAAGCUCCUGGAGCUGGGCAAGCUCCGAAGCCCAAAAUUGAGGAGGAAGGAGAUGCGGACAAUGAGCAAAUACUCCCCGAGUGAAGAUUUCAGAAUGAUUAGUUACAUCGUUUGGCUUGCAUUAAUGUGGAUGAUGUGAUGCAUCUCACUUGUUGAGGGUGCUUGCUGCAUUCUGGUUCAUGUGCGGGGCUCUCUAAGUUUUGACUAGAAGUUCGAGAUCAGAUAUAAACAAUUGUGGGCUUAUGCUUGUUCUUACAAUUACAAAAAUCUUUAAAAUUCUCUAACUUCAAAUAUGAGAUUUUCAAGGUUGAAGGAUAAGACUAGAGUACUUGCACGUUUUGCUUUACUUAGUUUUUACUUGAAAUUUGGUUUUCCAAGAAAUUCUAGUUUCGUGGGUUUUGAGAAAUACAAGGACAACUGUUUUGUCUA
Nelumbo nucifera (sacred lotus) is the source of this 2131-nucleotide messenger RNA. RefSeq names its product T-complex protein 1 subunit gamma. Gene Ontology annotation, molecular function: ATP-dependent protein folding chaperone; ATP binding; ATP hydrolysis activity. Gene Ontology annotation, biological process: protein folding. Lineage: Eukaryota; Viridiplantae; Streptophyta; Magnoliopsida; Proteales; Nelumbonaceae. The record is from RefSeq and is a predicted model, not a curated record.